Molecule: messenger RNA, 1581 nt
Organism: Puccinia triticina
Lineage: Eukaryota; Fungi; Basidiomycota; Pucciniomycetes; Pucciniales; Pucciniaceae
Exons: 7
Coding region: 1-1581 (526 amino acids)
Source: RefSeq, a predicted model, not a curated record
AUGGCUUCAGCACCCACAUCGACUUCAACAACGGCCACCAGAACAACCGCACCUUCAAAGCUCGUCAAACCAACAAAUGCUCAUACCCAAGCUCUGGCAAACCUGCGAGAAUUCCUUGCUGAAAAAACGUGCUAUGAUAUUCUACCUGAAAGCUACAGACUAAUCGUCUUCGACAAUUCGUUAGGAAUUAAACGUGCAUUGACUGCUUUGAUGACGAAUGGCGUCGUCUCAGCUCCGUUGUACGAUUCUUCAUCGUUCAAGUUUUGUGGAAUGUUUACUUUGACCGAUGUCAUUCAUUUGAUCCAAUACUUUUACUUGAAAGCCUCUCCAGCACCGUUUAAUAGUGCCCAUUCGUCGGCAUCAUCAGCAACAUCGUCACCAUCUCUGAGGAUUCAACACCAGAUCAAUGACCAACCAAAUAUCCCCUCGUCAACACCAUUAUCCUCCUCCGCAAACAAGCCCGCCGAAUUAACCCAAUCAGCAACUAGCAGUCCAGCAGAAGAUCCAUAUGCGCUGGCGGCUGCUGAAGUGGAGUCUUUCCCAUUGUCCCGCCUGAGAGAUAUCGAACAAGCUAUCGAGGCUCCACCACCACCCACAGUUCAUGUCCACCCAGAUGCACCGCUGAUCGAGGCUUGUGAGCAGCUUAUUCGAACUCACGCCCGGCGUCUACCACUCAUUGACGUAGAUUCAGUCACCGGAAAGGAUUCAAUAUUAUGCGUGCUAACUCAAUACAGAGUCUUGAAAUUUAUUGCUAUCAAUGCACAAUCUGACGUUAUUCGACUGACUCAGUCGAUAGGAUCCCUGGGGAUAGGCUCUUAUGUUUCCUCCUACCAAUCAGAACCCAUGAAUCACUUGAGUGACGAUGAACAUCAUCACGACCCUUUCCAUCCGCUCGCGACAGCCACCCUGGAAACCACCGUGUUCGAUGUCGUGCAUAUGUUUUCUGAGCGUGGGAUAAGUGCCGUCCCCAUCGUUGAUUCUGAUGGGAGCGUGAUCGACAUGUACGAAGCAGUGGAUAUUGUUGAUCUUGUUCGUUCGGAUGCGUACCGGUUACUUGAUUUAACGAUUGCAGAGGCUAUAGCUCGUCGCUCCCCGGAAUUUUGCGGCGUUACAGUCUGUUCCGCAGAAGAUUCACUGGCGAAUAUACUCAAGUACAUUGGAGAAAGACGGGUACAUCGAUUUGUUAUAGUGGCAGACGAGACGGUGAUCGAGACUGAAGUGACGGAAGCUGAACACGAGAGGGAUGAAGAUGCGACUCCCCUAGCAGAAGCCAGUCCCCCCAAAUUCGAAACCGACCAACCCAACGCCAGGUCUAGAAUCACUCGAAGGAAGAAAGUUAAAGAUCGACUGGUCGGGAUGAUCUCGUUAUCCGACAUCAUGAAACAUAUCGUUGGUACCAAACAGAAAUCCUUGCAAGGCAAAAGCAUCGUUGGUCUAGGUGUCAACGAGGGUAAAUCGACUACUGGAUCGGCCGAGAUUCUUUCUGGCAAACCUGAGUUAAUUGAAGAAGUUGAAGAGGAAGAUCAGUCGGUUGUCAUCGACAAUGAAGAGGGCUUCGAUGACGAGGAUGGCCCUACUUAA